Messenger RNA from Asparagus officinalis (garden asparagus), 1786 nucleotides. Its product is annotated as coiled-coil domain-containing protein SCD2-like. Lineage: Eukaryota; Viridiplantae; Streptophyta; Magnoliopsida; Asparagales; Asparagaceae. The coding region runs from base 133 to 1380 and encodes 415 amino acids. The transcript has 18 exons. The record is from RefSeq and is a predicted model, not a curated record. Gene Ontology annotation, biological process: cytokinesis by cell plate formation.
GGGACAUCCGGAGCCAAUGCCUCCGAUCGAGCUUUCCACUCCUCGACGGGCUAAUCGUGCCUCUUCCCCUGCGGUCGUUAUCUUUCUGAACAAACGUCUACUGUUCGUGCAACAUCCACGGGUCGACCUGCUAUGGUGGCAAAACAACCAGCACUGAUACCAUCGAUUAAGCCAUCACAAAAACCUGUUGUUGCUUCAAUGAGAACAGACUCCCCUGUUGUUAGUCGAAGAGACAAAAGGGUGUCUGUUGAUUUGGGGAGUUUGAAUAUGAGAGAAACCAGCAGCAUGCGACCCUCUUCUGCUUGUCAGGAUGAGGUUGAUGAGCAACGUAUCGAAAAUGAAACUACUACUGAAAAGCUUCAACUUGCAGAGGAAAGGGCUGCUGAAGAAGAAGCACGAACAAGACAACAUGAGAGACAGGUUGCAUCACAUGGUGACCAUAUAUCCUUACAUGUUCGCACUAGUAGAAAGGAAGGAACUCGGCCAAAAAGAGAGCCUGCUCCGAGAGCUUUUGCACGAAAUAGCUUUGCAAAAAGAGAGGAGCCAGGACCCCUUAAGUGGGAAUCGAAGGUUGUGAGGGAUGAUGCAGCGUCUGUUGGAACACUUCAAGAAUCAGAAUCUGAAAUUAAAUUUCUUAGAACAAUGGUACAGAAAAUGAUGUUGAAUCAAGAACAAAAGGAGGAGGUGGUUCUCAAGAGGUGUUGGCUUGCUCGAUAUUGGAAAUUAUGUGCUCACCAUGGAAUUUAUGCAGAUGUUGCCGAAAGAAAGCAGGAAUAUUGGUCAUCAUUGGCUCCCCAACCAAUGGAAGUUGUCUUGUCUGCUGGCGAGAAGGCAAGAGAUGGGCACUCAUCAGAUAAAGCUGAUGAAGAUGAUGAAAAAGUGUCAUUCGACAUAAGCGAUCUGGCUGGAGAGGGAAAUAUCGAGAACAUGCUUUUAGUUGAGAAGGGCCUGCGUGAGCUUGCUUCAUUAAAGGUAGAGGAAGCUGUCCUGCUUGCCAUGGGUCAAGAUCGACGUGCAAAUGUUAAGGCUGGUCAAUCUACCUCAGGUGCAACACUUUCAGCUGAAGGUCCAAAUACUUUAGAACAAUUUGAAUUGUCUGAAGAGGAAUUGGAAGAUGUGCACUUCAAGCAGGCUUGGUUGACAUACUUCUGGAGGAGAGCCAAGAAUCAUGGCUUGGAGGAGGACAUUGCAGAUGACCGUCUGCAGUUUUGGAUUGAGCAGACCAUGCAUUCUCCUACCUCACAAGACGCAGUAGAAGUUGAACGAGGGCUUUUUGAGUUAAAAAAGUUGGGAAUCGAAUCCCAAUUAUGGGCCGCAAGUAGGAGAGGAAAUGACUCAGAUUCCAGUGAUCGUGGAAGUCAGGCAGGCUCAGAGAAUUGAGUAAGGGGACUAAAUUACAGAUUGUUGAAAAAAUGUUUUGGAGCUUAUUUAGAUUGGCUCUGAAGUGACUUCCAGAUGUUCAAGAGAGGAUGCUUGGGUUGAAGAAGAUUUCGGUAUCAGGAUACCUGAAAGAGUCUGAAAUCCCUCUGAAAGAAAGAAACAUUCAGAAGCGUAAACAGACGAUUUUUCUCCUUAAUUUUAGAACAACCGCUAUAUUUUAAUGUUAGCGCGGCAUGAACAUGUAAAAAGAAUUAAAGAGUUUCUAUUCCUUGUACAGAGAGAGGACAUUUUAUUUUUCGGAAUUCCAAUAAUUCAUCUUGUGAUUCUAAAUCAAUUCCGAAAUGUAAAUUUUGAAGAAUAACUAUAAACCUGUUUAUUGAAUUUAUGCUUGAUAUUUUGAUCUGUA